Molecule: messenger RNA, 1254 nt
Organism: Plasmopara halstedii
Lineage: Eukaryota; Oomycota; Peronosporomycetes; Peronosporales; Peronosporaceae
Product: Predicted Zn-finger protein
Exons: 1
Coding region: 1-1254 (417 amino acids)
Source: RefSeq, a predicted model, not a curated record
AUGGAGCGCGUGCCGAUCCGUCUCGGUUCCCUCCGGACGUCAUUAAAGCCUUCUUGCAACGUUUCAGCCUCUAAUCUCUGCGAAGAAGGUACAACACUAACUAGUGCUUCACUAUCUCGAGUCUGUCGCGUUUGCACGACGCAAGAAGCAAGAUAUACGUGUCCACGCUGCAAUACUCCGUACUGUAGUGUGAACUGUUAUCGUUCGCAUGGCGAAGACUGUACUGAGAAAUUCUUUGAAAGUCAUGUGCGUGAUGAGAUGAAAAUCAUAUCAAAUCGAAGAAGCAACGAUGGGAGGAUACAGCAAAAGAGUAUUCAAGAGCUACUAGAACGAGUGCGAGUAUUCCAGAAUGAACAGCAGCAGUUGGUAGACGAUGAAAACGAGGAGGAAAUGCUGACUAGUAGAAUGGAAGAGCUAGCACUUCUUGAUAAAUCUGGACAAUUGACGUUUGAUAGUUUAACAGAAGAAGAGAAGCGGAAGUUUUUGAGAGAAGUAGCGGAUGGAAGACUGGGCAAACUCGUAGAGCUCUGGUCGCCAUGGUGGUUGAUGAGUGAACGCAAGUAUCGAAGCGAAACGUCCUCAAGACGCCGUCAAUUAAUCUUUGAGGAGAUCAAUGAGGAAGAUCAGGUGGAUAAGACUGCCGUGGAGCCUUUGGGUUUGUAUCCCAUUGGGAUCUUUACACACAAUGAUGCGCAGCAGUUGCCGAAGAGUAUUUGUGAUUUAUUGCCAGGUGGGAAGCAUCCGUCACCACUAUUGCGAUUUCAUUUAGUCGAAAUGCUAUCGGCGUACGCAUUGGUGCUUCGAGUAUACAAUGGAGACUACACACAAGAUAUAAUAGAAGCGGCAUUCAUGUUAAUGGACCUUUGUUGUGUUCUCAAUGAAGACACACGCUACGAAAGUCUGGAGCAUGUUUGUCUUGCUUGUCUCGAGAAACAGUCUUCGGCAGGCCCUGCAGCAAAUAUGCUUGCACUCCAAGACGCGCAGCAAAUCCUACGUACAGGUGUCUUUCUACUCGAUGCUUUAAGUGACAUGCGUGCAUUAUUUCAACGGUAUCAGCAAGACCUGGAGUUUAGCGUAAAGGUUGACAGGAAGGUCAGAAAGGAGGUAAAGAUUGCAAGAAAGAAACUCACGGCUGUGAUGAGGAAAAUCAGAUUUUAUCAAACUUGGGCAAACCUCACUCCAAUCGAUGAAUUCCAGGCAUUAGCUGCUGAGAUCGCAGUGUACAUAGAAUUCCAUAGAACGUUAGAUAGAUAA